Messenger RNA from Trichophyton benhamiae CBS 112371, 885 nucleotides. RefSeq lists its product as uncharacterized. The transcript is spliced from 3 exons. The record is from RefSeq and is a predicted model, not a curated record. The coding region runs from base 1 to 885 and encodes 294 amino acids. NCBI's taxonomy places the organism in Eukaryota, Fungi, Ascomycota, Eurotiomycetes, Onygenales, Arthrodermataceae.
AUGGAGGCGAAGUGUGCUGGAUGGUCUGGCCGAUACCGGGCAAUGCGUGACCCCGUCCUAGCGGCUGCUGCUGGUGCGGACCAUAGCGAGAAGCCUGCUGUUGCUGUUGCUGUUGCUGCUGCUGCUGCUGCUGCUGCUGCUGAUGUGACUGGGGCGCUGGAGGAGGAACAGAGGCGCCUUGCAGUGGAAAGCAAACAGCAGUCGUACCUUGCGGCGGAGGGAGGCAAGGCCAACAGCAACGAUCAACCAAGGAAAAAGCGAGAGACAGAGAGAGAGAGAGGAUAUACCCAAAAGCACCGACUGGGCGCGCGGACUGCUGGCCCAUCUGGUCUACAUGGUGAGGCUGCGGGCCAGCACCCGGAUGCCACCCAUCUUUACCCGACGGAUUCAUACGGUGCAACACGCCGAGCAGCCGGACCUCAGCCAACAACGAGUGUCAACGAGACGGGGCAGAGGGCACAACGGGAGCAGGAUAGCAGUUAUCGUCCUGGUACGCCGUCGACUGGAAACGCAGCUCGACCAGCAACGGGCCGGAAGAGUUUGAACUGGGCCAGCUCAAAACGAGUGGAGGGAGGGUCGCUUUCAGGGGCGAGCUGCGGCGCUGGACAUGGGACAAGGCCGCCAGAGUCGAGCGCCGGCAAGGCAGCAGGCUGGUCAGGCAAUCGGCGGGCUAUCGAUCUCUGCGACUGCGAGCUUUGGGGGGCGGCAGGGCGACGGCGGUUUGCUGCUGGCUGUUGUUUUUCGGUGAGGCUUGGAGGAAAAAGCUGGAGUAAGCGUAAAAUGGUGUUUGCUUCUCGCUGGAUCUUUCUUUUGCAACGGAAAAACUCCAAAAAAAAAAAAAAAAGAAAAAAGACCCUAAGCUGGACGAGAAGGGAAAGGCGGUGA